UUGUCAACCCUCAGAUCGGCACCGAUGCCUAUGGAGUGUACGUGGCGGCCAACCAAUUUCUAGAGGAUUUUUCCAGCCUUUUGGGGCCCAACAUUUUUGCCAUAUCCAAGGCCCAGCUGACUCAGGCAGAGAACGCCACCAUUCUGCGCGUCGUCGUGCCGGCCUCCCCCACUCCCACCAACCCCUCCUGGACCAUUCUCCCUCAGAAGGUCGCAGCAGAUGGCUCAUAUGACCACUCCCACGGCGGCACCAUGUAUUUCGCCUACACCGGCAGCAUCAACCCCCCCGCACCCAACGAGACCCUACUGUUUCCCAACGUCACUGCUAUGGGCACCUUUGCUGUCACCGACACGAUCGCCCUCGGCACACCAGAUGCAGAAAACCGCGUGGAACCGCACUGCGCCGCGGUGUACACCCCGCCGCACGUCCUCCCGCACGCAGUCACCCAAAGGAAGGACCCAUGCCGGUAG
This is a messenger RNA of Closterium sp. NIES-65, 470 nucleotides long. The record is from the annotation of a GenBank genome assembly. NCBI's taxonomy places the organism in Eukaryota, Viridiplantae, Streptophyta, Zygnematophyceae, Desmidiales, Closteriaceae.